Molecule: messenger RNA, 1062 nt
Organism: Triticum dicoccoides
Lineage: Eukaryota; Viridiplantae; Streptophyta; Magnoliopsida; Poales; Poaceae
Exons: 4
Coding region: 58-882 (274 amino acids)
Biological process (GO): proteolysis
Molecular function (GO): cysteine-type peptidase activity
Source: RefSeq, a predicted model, not a curated record
GGCGGGAUCGAGUCGGGGGAGCAAGGCGACGGCGGCCUUCAACUGGGGAUAGGCGAUAUGCCCUUUGUUCCCCCUGCAGAUUCAUUGUACCAUCGGUACUUUCAAGCGCAUAGAAGGGUUACGUGGGACAGGGUGAGAGUACCGGACAAGGAGGGAACACCUGGUGGGAUAAAAGUUCUACCGCCGGAGCGAGAUCAAAAAGGAUUGCCCACAUGUAUUUAUGAGGCAAUGAUGGCAUGGAUGGAAUCCCACCUGAGGCUUAAAGGAGUAAUUGUCCGCUUAUCAUCCAAGCAUCUUCAAGACCAGGAGCAAGCAUUAGUGAGUGGAGAUACUGACAGGACAGCGCGCUGCAUGAAAGUGGUCAGCUCUACGGGUAUUCUGUCUGAGGAUGAUUAUGAAAAUCAGAACUUGACUGGUAUCAGGUAUGUGGUGGAAGGGCUUGACUCAUUCUUCUCAUUGAACAAGGAGGCCAUCGAAAGGGCGGUCGAAACAAUGCAUAGUGGCCCGCUCCUCCUUGUCUUCCAUUGUGGCGAGAGCUACUACGACUACAUCGCGAAAUACAAGUGUAAACCAAUUCUUAGUUACAAAAAAUACCGCCAUGAGAAAAUGCUCACCCAUGCCGUCAACUGCAUUGGUUAUGGUGUUGAGGCAUUCGUGCCCAGCUGGGAGUUCCAAAACUCAUAUGGGAAAAAGCUUGGGCCCAGGGGUAGGCUGCUUCCUCAGAAUGCAAUUCGCUUGUUUGGGAUGACUUGGAUCCGUGCUGCGCUGAGUUCAAAGAAGAGGAGAAGAAUGUUUCUCGAUGAUCCGGACGCUGAUUUUGUCCAGCCCCCGCUGAAAAAGCCCAUGCUGGAGCCACCGAUCGAUUGGAUGGAUAUCGAUUAGCUGAUCUGUACUGUGCGUCUUCUUUUUCCUGUAUCUCAUUUUGAAACAGUGCCAACAGAUUCGGUCUGUAACUGAGGUAACCUGGCGAAGAGAAUCAUGAACUGAACCAGUACAAUUUUCACGAUUUCGCUGAUUGUAUUAACAGCUUAAAUUCUUACUGAUGGUUUCCCGUUUUUGUCA